UAACUUAUUUACCCCACAGCAAAAGUGUACAUGAAGGCUACGAGCGGACUUGCGGUUCCUGGCGCGAGUUUUUCUCACUUUGCCAACCAUAUUUUCCGCCCUCUCUCGUCUUCGAGCUGACCUAGUUUCUCCGGUGUGCCCGCUGCUGUGUGUGUGUGUGUUGCGCGCAGAGCUUUAGCGGGCUUGCUGUGCCCUCCCCUCACUUCGCGUUGCUGUCACAGUAUUUUGUACCACAAAGUUCUGGCCUGCUUCAUUGCAGCUUGUCGUUCGGGGUUGGCUAAAUAUUUCGGUGUUUUUCAGUGUUGAGGACGUGAAACCGAGAGCGUGAUACAUUCUCCAGGAUAACCUCAAGGAUUCUUUCUUCUUUGCUCGGGUCAUGACUUGCGUCCAACAAACGAGGAUCGAGUCGAGCGAGGAAAGUUUACUUCUAUUCUCACUUCAUCGCUGAAAAUGUGAUCUACCGCUAAGGUGUAAAGUUUUGGCUUGUAAACUUUUCAUGAGUGUUUGAUUGAUUUCGAGUUGUGUCUUCGAGUUUUUUAUUUCUGUCCUCGGAGUAUCUCAAGGAUUAUACCAUGGCUUACGUCGCUGACGGCACACGAGUCGAUGGCUCGUGGGAACUCAAUAUUUUGGUUACCGACCUUCAGGUGGAAAGGACCCUACGUGUUAUGGGCGACCUCCAUAUUGGAGGGGUGAUGGUGAAACUGGUACAAGAGCUAGACAUCGCCCUCGACUGGUCAGACCACGCUCUCUGGUGGCCCGAGAAGAACAAGUGGCUACUCCGGGCUCGCUCCACGCUUGACCAGUACAAUGUCCAGGCGGACGCGCGCCUGCAGUUCACGCCCAUGCACAAGAACCUCAAGGUACAGCUGCCGGACUUACAGGUGCUGGAGCUGCGAGUGGACUUUUCCAUCAAGUGUUUCGCCACCGUCGUUCAGACGUGCAAGGAAUUGGGUGAGUAGUGAGAGUGAGCGCCGACAC
This is a messenger RNA of Aplysia californica (California sea hare), 978 nucleotides long. Its product is annotated as protein unc-112. Gene Ontology annotation, molecular function: integrin binding. The coding region runs from base 573 to 959 and encodes 128 amino acids. Gene Ontology annotation, biological process: integrin-mediated signaling pathway; cell-matrix adhesion. NCBI's taxonomy places the organism in Eukaryota, Metazoa, Mollusca, Gastropoda, Aplysiida, Aplysiidae. The transcript is spliced from 2 exons. The record is from RefSeq and is a predicted model, not a curated record. Gene Ontology annotation, cellular component: cell-substrate junction.